GCACAGAUCGUAGAGACAAAAUCAAAAAGACUCUGAAUCGAAGCACGUGUGCGCCAUAACCAACAACACGUGGUGUCCAGACUCUGUUACACCAGUCUCGCAUUGGUCAUUCCCCUCACCUGGCAACUCUCGAGUGACCAAACUGGCCUUUAUUUCAAAGUGCCAGCGCGAAGGCCUUCUUCGUUAUCUCCACUGACUUCUAAACAGGGUGAUUGUAUCCCAUUGUGAACAUGUUGCCCUUCAACCCUGGAUGGUCGUCAUUUGUGAUCCUGGUGACAGAAUUACUUUCUGUACAUCUGUUGAGGGCAACUGCCCAGCAGACGACAGCUGUCUGUUUGUCACAAUACGAGUGGAUGGGCAAUAGCAAGGGUCAGAAUCCCUGUCUUAUUGCUGCCUACGUGCAAAGUGUCUGCUCUGGUGGUCAAUAUACUGUCUAUUUGCUGAAUCCUAACACUUACUACGCUGCCCCCUCUGUCGAUGAGGCAAAUCCUUGCGAAUGCAACACCGUGACAUACUCCCUUAUGAGUGCUUGCUCUAUAUGUCAAAAUCGUACCUACAUCACCUGGAGUUCCUGGUCUGACAAUUGCUCGACGAUCUACAUUGGAUACCCAGAGAGCAUUCCCAGCGGCACGGCUAUACCAGAGUGGGCUUAUCAGAAUGUUAUUACGAGUGAUGAUUUCAAUGUCACCCUUGCCCGAGUAGUCGGGGACAGCCCCGAAUCGACAGCCACCGAAGCAGCAACCACUACUUCCACCAUCUCCACCUCUACAAGCCUAGCUGCUUCUCUCACUUCAGCACCAAGCACCUCCGCGUCGUUAAUCUCACUCCAAAGUACUCCGAAAUCCAGCAAUUCAGGCGCAAUUGUGGGAGGCGCAGUUGGUGGUGCAGUCGGACUUGCAGUCAUCGCCGCUCUAGCAAGAUGGUUCUUCUUCCAUCGCCGUCAACAAGUAACGCCAUCCAAUGCUACGGGCGACGGAACAGCACCCGGAGUGGCCAGCAGCACAUGCCCACUCACUUCCACUGUCACUCAACCGUUGCUCUAUGACCCGUCUAAUCCUAACACGUUCCCUACCUCCCCGACUAUGCAAGCGUUCUAUUCCAAUGGCCAUCAACAUCCAUCAUUUCCGUCAAGCUUAAAUACCUCUCAAUGCCAGCAUCCUGGCGGCUAUACUGGUGCUCCAGAACUUUAAGUCGGCUGUCUAUUUUUUAGUACUUAACUCCCUGCUGUCCUGUUUCACUUCGAAUCUCUCGGUCUCAGGUGCUCCCAAUGCUAAGCAGCUGUGAAAGGUAGUUCCGCGGGUGGUUUCUCACAGGAUAUUAGUUAUUUAUGUAGAUAGCGCGUGGCGCAGUUGUCUAAUGGCAUGUGAACAGCACCAAGCAUACUCAAUUGUCUACGUGUACAUAGAAGUCGGAAAAUGCAUAGUUAGGACUCUGGAACCGAGAAG
Messenger RNA from Pisolithus orientalis, 1445 nucleotides. RefSeq lists its product as uncharacterized. The coding region runs from base 231 to 1190 and encodes 319 amino acids. The record is from RefSeq and is a predicted model, not a curated record. The transcript has 8 exons. Lineage: Eukaryota; Fungi; Basidiomycota; Agaricomycetes; Boletales; Pisolithaceae.